Messenger RNA from Neogale vison (American mink), 2408 nucleotides. It is a transcript of the gene ATCAY, whose product is annotated as ATCAY kinesin light chain interacting caytaxin. NCBI's taxonomy places the organism in Eukaryota, Metazoa, Chordata, Mammalia, Carnivora, Mustelidae. Gene Ontology annotation, biological process: apoptotic process. The coding region runs from base 162 to 1274 and encodes 370 amino acids. The record is from RefSeq and is a predicted model, not a curated record. Gene Ontology annotation, cellular component: cytoplasm. The transcript has 13 exons.
GCGCGCGUCCUCCUCGGAUGCUCUGAAGGCCCGCGGACUGCGCUCCGAAGGCGAGGGGUGUCCGGCUGCCUCCGCGCCGGGCUCGCCUUUGUUUGCGCGUAACCGGCGGAGGCCUCCGAGGGUUCAUCUCUGCUUCACGUCAGCGCCUCUCCUCGGUUCUCAUGGGGACCACCGAAGCCACGCUCCGGAUGGAAAACGUGGAUGUGAAGGAAGAAUGGCAGGACGAAGGUCUUCCCAGGCCACUCCCAGAAGAGACAGGGAUGGACCCUCUCGGCAGCCCCACGGAAGACACGUCCCCCCCUCCCAACACGUUGAACUUCAACGGAGCUCAUCGGAAGCGGAAGACGCUGGUCGCCCCGGAGAUCAACAUCUCCCUGGACCAGAGCGAGGGCUCCCUGCUGUCUGACGACUUCCUGGACACCCCUGACGACCUGGACAUCAACGUGGACGACAUCGAGACCCCGGACGAGACGGACUCGCUGGAGUUUCUGGGGAACGGCAACGAGCUGGAGUGGGAAGAUGACACCCCCGUGGCUGCCGCCAAGAACAUGCCCGGGGACAGCGCAGACCUGUUUGGGGACGGUGCAGCGGAGGACGGCAGUGCCGCCAAUGGGCGCCUGUGGAGGACGGUGAUCAUCGGAGAACAGGAACACCGAAUCGACCUGCACAUGAUCCGGCCCUACAUGAGGGUAGUGACCCACGGAGGGUACUACGGCGAAGGUCUCAACGCCAUCAUCGUGUUUGCCGCCUGCUUCCUCCCGGACAGCAGCUCCCCCGACUACCACUACAUCAUGGAGAACCUCUUCUUGUACGUCAUCAGCAGCCUAGAGCUGCUGGUGGCCGAGGAUUACAUGAUCGUCUACCUGAACGGCGCCACGCCCCGCCGCAGGAUGCCGGGCAUCGGCUGGCUGAAGAAGUGUUACCAGAUGAUCGACAGGAGAUUGCGGAAAAACCUGAAGUCGCUCAUCAUCGUGCACCCGUCCUGGUUCAUCCGCACCGUGCUGGCCAUCUCCCGCCCCUUCAUCAGCGUCAAAUUCAUCAACAAGAUCCAGUACGUGCACAGCCUAGAAGAUCUGGAACAGCUCAUCCCCAUGGAACACGUGCAAAUCCCGGAGUGCGUGCUACAGUACGAGGAGGAGAGGCUCAAGGCCAGGAGAGAGAGCGCCCGGCCGCCCGAGGUCGUCCUGCCCGGGUCCGAGGAGAAGCCCGAGGCCGCUUCGGCAGAGGACAGGUCUGCUCCGGGCACAGAAGACCAGGAGACCAGCCUGUCCUGAGGUGACAAGAACACAGAGAAGGACAAGAAAGAAGAUUCCAGAUGCCAAGAAACCUCUGUCAGACGCCCUCUGGCCCUGGACCUCAUCCCCGCCUCGUCCCACGUCCCCGUCUUGGGAGGAUGUCCGUCUCCUCCGCCCGUCUCUGAAACCCAGCAUCCUUUUUAGCUGCUUGAAAUUUUUUUUUUUUUAAACAACGCAGUAUUCGUGUGUUCCAGAAAGGACCUGGCUCUCAGCCCUCCGCCCUUCCACGCCCGUGAGCUCACAGCCGAGGGCAAGCAGCUCAGGGCGCAGCCCGGGUGUCCUGGACGGCUUCAGAGUCCCCUCCCACUGCACACAGUCCCAACUCGAGACCCUUCUCUUGCUUGUCAGCGGGCCCACGUUGGAGCCACCGAUGCCCACCAGCUCCCUGGCCGGAUCUGGACUCGUUCUUGUGCCUUUUCUCCUAGAACAGCCCCUGCCACUCUGGGCAUCAGGCUUGGAAGCUCCGCCCCCAGCAGUGCCGUGCCCCGGGGACCUCCCGUCAUUCCACCUCGUGGGUUUUCAUCUGACCGGCUUCCCCCCCUCCGUCUCAUACAGCACUCCCCUUCUUUGGGAGCAUCAGAGCCUGCAGCAGCAAUGAGCUGUUAGUAAUUAUCACCCCUCCCUUUCUAGAACAUUCUCAAGCCCAUCUAACAUGGAUGCCACACCCCAGGGCAGUCCUGGUCAAUACCUCCUACUGAGGGAGUGGUAUCCCCACUUGCCUGGUCCCCCCCAGUGCAGGGUUGGGAUGUACCCCUCAGGCUCCCGCCAAAGGCAAUGGGCUCUGAACUGCAGGAAGGAAGAUACAGGGUAUUACAGGUUUGGGUAGUUGGAAGUGCACUUGGGAAAGGAAGUCCCUGUGGCCUGGAAGCUGUGGGGACUCGUGUCAAAGGAGGACAAUUCACCUUGGACAAAAGACAGACUUUUCUGACGUAGCCCAAACAACGGUCAGGCGGCUGGUUGAGGUAGUGAGUUCCCCAUCCGUGGAGGCAUUUAAGAGGACGGUGGGAAGUGCUUGCAAACUGUGGUCCUGUGCAGUCCCCUCCGAUCUUUGAGUCUCUAUUUAUAUAAAUCUCAGUGAUCGUCGACGGGGAACCUUCUCCAGGCCCCUCCUGG